AUGGUGCUGUCAACCCUCCUGCUUCUCAGUGUCCUCAUUGGCCUCUUGCUACUCUGGGGUCACCCAACCUCCCGGGGAUGCGUCCCUCCAGGACCUUGGCCUCUGUCCUUCCUGGGGAACAUUUUGCAAAUAGACCACCAGGGCUUUCUCAAGACCUUCCAGUCGCUGCAGAAGAAAUAUGGGGACGUCUUCACAGUCUACCUGGGACCCCGGCCUGUUGUCAUCCUGUAUGGGUACAAGGCAGUGAAGGAGGCUCUGGUGAAUCAAGCUGAAGCUUUCUCUGGCCGAGGACCCAUCGCCAUCAUCGAUCCCUUCUUCAAGGGGAGAGGUUUGGUCUUUGUCAAUGGAAAGUCUUGGAAGGUCCUUCGGCAGUUCUCUCAGCUCACCAUGAGAGAGUUUGGGAUGGGGAAGCAGAGCAUUGAGAAGCAAAUCCAGGAGGAGGCUCAGCAUCUGGUAGAGGAGCUCCAGAAAUCCCGGGGGGCCUAUCUGGAUCCCACCUUCUUCUUUCACUCCGCCAUGGCUAACAUCAUUUGUACUAUCAUCUUUGGCCAGCGCUUCAAUAACCAGGACCCCAGAUUCCUACCGUUGCUACAUUUAAUGAAUGAUGUCUCUGAUCUUUCCAGCUCUUUCUACGGCCAGAUGUUUGAAGUCUUCUCCGGCAUCCUGAAAUACUUUCCGGGCAUCCACAGGGACGUGUACAGCAAAGUCCAAGAAAUUGAAGAUUUUGUCAUUAAGAACAUCCAGAGGCACCGGGAAAUGCUGGACCCCAGCGCCCCAAAGGACUUCAUCGAUUCCUUCCUGGUCCGCAUGGACAAGGAGAGCUCUGAUCCUGAGAGCAAGUUUCACUUCAAGAACCUUGUCUACACGGUCGUCUUGCUGUUUCUCGCUGGCACAGAGAGCUCCAGCAACACUCUCUUGCAUGGAUUUGUACUCCUUCUUAAGAACCCUGAUGUUGUAGAGAAAGUCCAGGAGGAGAUUGACAGAGUGAUUGGCUCACAUCAUCUCCCAGCCCUUGAAGAUCGGGCAAAAAUGCCUUACACAGAUGCCGUCAUCCAUGAAAUUCAGAGAUUCAGUGACGUCCUCCCCCUUGGUGUUCCGCGUUGUGUCAUCAAGGACACUCACUUCCGGGGAUAUCAUCUCCCUAAGGGCACCACUGUGUAUCCCAUCUUGAGCUCCGUCCUCCAUGAGCCAUGCCACUUUGAGAAGCCAGAAACGUUCCACCCUGGCCACUUCCUGGAUGCGGAGGGCAACUUCAUGCAGGAGACCUUUAUCCCAUUCUCCCUAGGAAGAUGCCUUUGCCUGGGUGAGAGCCUGGCCCGCUCAGAGCUCUUCCUGUUCUUGACCUCUGUGCUACAAAACUUCACCUUGAGAUCUCCCAAGGCCCUGGAAGAUAUUGAUAUCACUCCCCGGAGGAAUGGGCUGGGAAAAAUGCCCCCUGAGUUCCAGCUCUGCUUCCUGCCCCGCCAGGGAGUGGCACCAAGGCUGUAG
This is a messenger RNA of Enhydra lutris kenyoni (northern sea otter), 1488 nucleotides long. RefSeq names its product cytochrome P450 2B11-like. NCBI's taxonomy places the organism in Eukaryota, Metazoa, Chordata, Mammalia, Carnivora, Mustelidae. Gene Ontology annotation, cellular component: intracellular membrane-bounded organelle; cytoplasm. Gene Ontology annotation, molecular function: heme binding; oxidoreductase activity, acting on paired donors, with incorporation or reduction of molecular oxygen, reduced flavin or flavoprotein as one donor, and incorporation of one atom of oxygen; iron ion binding. The record is from RefSeq and is a predicted model, not a curated record. Gene Ontology annotation, biological process: xenobiotic metabolic process.